Molecule: messenger RNA, 1029 nt
Organism: Lathyrus sativus (Indian pea)
Lineage: Eukaryota; Viridiplantae; Streptophyta; Magnoliopsida; Fabales; Fabaceae
Source: the annotation of a GenBank genome assembly
AUGGCUGUAUCUGGGUUUGAAGGAUUUGAGAAACGUUUGGAACUUAAUUUCUUUGGAGAUGAUCCAAUUAUCUUCCAACUGGGUCUAAGAAAAAUUGAUUUUGAAUCAAUACAACAAGUGUUGGAAGCUGUUCAAUGUACCGUGGUUUCAGCCGUCGGUAACUCUUACUUUGAUGCUUAUGUUUUAUCAGAAUCAAGCCUCUUUGUUUAUCCAACUAAGAUCAUAAUCAAAACUUGUGGAACUACUCAACUUCUCAAAUCCAUUCUUCCUUUAAUCCAUUAUGCAAACCAUUUAGGUCUCACUUUAUGCUCUUGUCGUUACACAAGAGGAAGCUUCAUCUUCCCAAACUCACAACCUUUCCCUCACACAAGCUUCAAUGAUGAAGUAACCUUCUUACAAGACACUAUCCCUUCCAGUCUUUGCCAUAGAAAAGCUUCCAUCAUGCCCUCAAAAUCAUCUUCACACUCUUGGCAUGUUUUCACCGCACACUCUUCAAUAACUCAUCACAAUCAUAGUGAUACUGAUGUAUUCACUAUGGAGAUAUGCAUGACAGAGCUAGACCUUAUUCUAGCUCGCAAAUUCUUCCGUCGACCCGGGGAUGGAAAAACCGGCGACUCUGCCGGAAAAGAGAUGACGGAGCUUACCGGAAUCAAUGAAAUAAACCCAAACGCAUUGAUUUGCGACUUUGCAUUUGAUCCUUGUGGCUACUCAAUGAAUGGAAUGGAUAAUGAUUGGUACUCCACCAUUCAUGUAACACCGGAAGAUGGUUUCAGCUACGCAAGCUUUGAAUGCGUUGGCUCUGUUAACGACAACAUAGUACACGUGUUGAGGAAAGUUGUUCAGAUUUUCCGACCAGGUACGAUGUCGAUAUCAACGACAUGCAGUGGCUACAACAACGAGAUGUUGAAGAAGAUGGUAAAUGCUGUUGAGCCUCUUGGAUUGAAAUGUAGAAGUCGCGCGGUGGAUCAGUUCCCGGCGGGGGAGACGGUUGUUUUUCAAACAUUCACGGCUCGCCGGAGAAGUGUUUAA